Amblyraja radiata (thorny skate) is the source of this 4625-nucleotide messenger RNA. Its product is annotated as chloride intracellular channel protein 2-like. The record is from RefSeq and is a predicted model, not a curated record. The transcript has 6 exons. Bases 233 to 874 code for a protein of 213 amino acids. NCBI's taxonomy places the organism in Eukaryota, Metazoa, Chordata, Chondrichthyes, Rajiformes, Rajidae.
GAGGGAAGUGUUAAAGGAGUCAGGGCGUUACACCCCUGCUGAAAACUCUGAUCAGUCAAGGCUCUAGGCUGCUAACUUAAUUCUCUGUGAUCCGUACCUCAAGGAGACCUCACACAAGACUCGGAUAAUCAAUAAGUCUGCCAUACUUCUAGGUAUUUCUUAUUUCUUUUGAGACUCAUGAAAGCUUUUCUUACUUUUGGACAGCUCGGCUGAUUGUUUCUUCGUUCUGACAAUGGCCAAACAAGGAUCUGCCAAGAAAACUCCAAACAUUGAACUGUUUAUUAAGGCUAGUUUUGAUGGAGAGAACAUUGGAAACUGUCCAUUUUGCCAGCGUUUGUUCAUGGUUCUGUGGCUGAAAGGGGUUGAAUUUAAUGUGACAACAGUGGAUAUGAAAAAGAGGCCAAAGGAAUUGCGCCACCUCGCUCCAGGCACCAACCCACCAUUCCUUAUUUUCAAUGGAGAAUUAAAAACUGAUUUUAUCAAGAUUGAAGAGUUUCUUGAAGAGACUCUGGCUCCACCCAGGUACCCACAUCUCACGCCUCGCCUGCCAGAAUCAUAUGCCGCUGGCAGUGAUGUCUUUGCCAAAUUUUCAGCGUACAUCAAGAACACAAGUAAAGCUGCCAAUGAAAAAUUUGAGAAUGCUUUGCUGAAGGAGCUGAAAAGAUUGGACAAGUACCUGAAAGAACCCAUUCCUGAUGAAAUUGAUGCCAAUAGUACAGAGACGAUUGUUGGCUCCACGAGGAAAUACCUAGAUGGAAACAAGUUCACUUUGGCAGACUGCAACCUGUUACCUAAGCUUCAUAUCAUCAAGGUAACAUUCAAAUAUCAUUCUUCAAUGAACCAAAGUGGCUGCCAAGAAAUACCGGAAUUUUGAGAUUCCAAAGGAAAUGUCUGCACUCUGGCGUUAUCUGAAAUAUGCAAAUGAACGUAAAGAGUUCAACCAAACCUGCCCAUCCAAUGAGGAGAUUGAAAGGAUAUACGCUGACAUUGCCAAAGAAAUGCAAUGAAGAUAACUCACUCACCUCAUACUGCAGUCCCAUCAUCCAAUUCUAUUCCUCAAACAGAGAAGUGGCGGGGAAAUCUGUUUCACUUCCACGUGUUCACAAUGCAAAUCUAGCAAGACGCCGGUUAAAUAAGAUUUGUUACUCUGUGAUAUAAGCACUUAAUCUAUCCUGAUUCAAUUGAUAUGGUCCAUCCAAUCAUAAAAUUACUCUUUGGGAGAACGUGGUAGAUUCCGUUUGUUACAGAUCAAAACAUCACAAAAAAUAAAAAAAUAAAAAAAGGAUAGUAAUUGGCAUAGAGCUUGUAAUCUCCCUCCGUCAGUGUACGUAAAAGUGUACUUACCCUUAAAGUGUGUUUAUUUUCCUAUAAUUGGACCUUUUGAUCAUAAAACCACAUAUAUCCACUUUAUCAUGGGUAAAAUCCAAUUCUACUGCAUAGUGCAAUGUAGCACUGAUCAGAAAAAUACAUACUGAACUCGUCUAGCUGACUAUAAACAAAUUGCUGGGGAACUUUGCGGGUCAGGCAGCACUGGGUUGUGACUACAGUUGUCAGGAUGUCAUCUGUCCAUUUUUGCUCAAUAUACCAGCAUCUGCACUCUUAUGUAUCCCUCUUAAUAGGAGUUAGUAGUUCAUACAAUGUACAUUAAAACAAUCUUAUUCUCUGCUAAUUUGGGGCACAUUGGAGCUCCAUUAAUUUAUUGGAAUCAAUGCUUUUUUUUUUAAAUUGGAGAGAGAGCUGAGCCUGUCUUACUCACUAUCCAACUACCCUGUGUGCUAGAGAAAGCUUUUCUUUUUCACAGAAUGUGGAUAUAACGGCCAAUGCCAGCAUUAAUUGUCCAUCCUUAAUUGCCCCUCAACUGAGCGGUAGUUAAGACCCUCUGGAUUGGUCUGGAGUUACAUUCAGAACAGACCAUGUCAGGACACCAAAUGUUCUCCUCAAAGGAUAUUAAUGAAUUAGAUCCAACAAUAUUAAUGAAUGAGUCCAACUAUUACCUACCAGCCCCUGUCUCUACCCUUACCCCUCACCUACCCUCCCCCAACUGAUCACAUUUGCCAUAUCUUUUCUUUAUUUUUCCACCGAUCAACUACUGAUCUCAAUGUUUAUACAUCCUGCUGUUCCUCCCCCACUAGGCUUGAUGUCACCUCUCUACCUCUCUGUCCACCCCCCCUCCCCCCCCACUUCCGUACACUGACUACUUCCCUCCACUGCAAGGUCUUGACUCAAAACAUCAACCAUUCUGUCCCCUCCACAGAUACUGCUUGACCUGUGAAAUCUACCAUCAGUUUAUUUUUUGCUAGGUUUUAUUAGCAGUUGAAUUCCACACUUGCCGUCAUAAUGAGUAAUUUUUCUUUUAAUUCCAUACUUUGUUUUAAAAAUUGGACAUGAAAUUAAUUUACCCAGUUUCUAUAGCAUGAUUUAAACUCAUGACGAUGGAACAAGUGUCCAGAAUUCACUCCUAAUCGAGUAACUUGAAGCCAAUGUACACAAAACUAUCACUGCAUUUUUGCUCGUUGCUGGUAGCUUCAAAAUCAUACUUAAAUAGGCAUGAACUGAAGACAACUGAAUACACAAUUAAAUAACCUAUACUAAGAUUUCAGUAUAGUUCCCUCACAGUGUCAGUCUCAUACACUGACAUUUCAAUUCAUAUCCUCAAAAAUAAUGACACAAAUUGGAAAGACCAUAGUUAUGAUAAACAGGGCUUGCAAUUUCUCUUCACUAAUCUAACAUGGCAAUACAUCUUUGCCUACCCUUUACUUCCUCAGUUAGCAUUCUAAUGUCUGAUCAAGGCACAUUGUCAACAAACUAUGCACUUCAGAAUGUUGCCCAGGAGCAACAGAGGGUCAUCUUGAAAUAUUCUCCCCUUGUGAUAUGGCCACAUAAUGAAACUUGGGUCAGGUUUUCUUACCCUUCUAUCUCCAAACAGUGCUCCGUAUGUGAGAUGGUCAGACCCUAACUGAAUACUAAGUGGGGAUAUAGAGAGUGUCAGCCUUGGUCUCUCGCGCCUGUCCUAGCCAUCCAAACCCUCACGCUGGACUAACAGUAUCCUAACAGACAAGAUCAAAGGAUCACAAAACAGUAAAUCCAAUGAAAGCCUCAAAUUUGUAGGACUUAAAGUUUGCAUUUUCAACUUGCUUUUGACAUCCACAGUAUUUCAGAAUGUGUUUGUGUGAUCUCAAAUACAAGUCUGAGGAUGAUAAUGUUGUGAAUACAGCAAAAAUAAAAUUGCUUUGGGUUGAUACAUUGUCAGAUUAUCCUGAAAUAAGAUGUAUGUCUCCAGACCAGAAUAUGACAAGUAAUGCUAUCUUCAUGUUUUAUUAAGAAAUCAUUAAGAAAUCAUAUAUAAAUAAUCUUAACAAAUAUGUGAAUAUAUGAAAGUUCACCCAACUGUUAUGUGCAUGUCCAUUAAUAUAUCCCAGAAAAUAUAUUGCUUUAAUGUAAGUUUGAAACUAUGUCAUUGUUUUUUUGUUUACUUUCGAUAUCAUCUGAUAAAUGUAUAUGCUUUAGAUGUGCCAUUUUGUUAUGCUAGUUCAUCUUAUGCCCAUUUAUAGCCUGACUUUCUUUUGAAGUAAAUAUUUCCCAAUUCCAUUUCAGUGGCACGUGUGUUCUUAGUUAAUAUUCAAGCAUUCAUUGUUUGAAAGUGAGUGUGCAAGGGAGAAUGAGAAGGAAUGUGUGUGUGAUAAAUUUUGCUAAACAGAUUAAGGAGCAUUGAUACAAAUUUUCCACAUUAGUAACAACUAGUAACAACUUCCCAGUAAUAAUAUAGCUGGAAUAUAGUAGGACCUUAGGUUAAGCAGCAAAUUCUUGAGAAAUAUUUUCUAUCUUAUUGAAUUCCUUGUGCUGUGUACUGUGUCAUAUAUUUAGGAAAUGGAACUUUAAAUUUUCUUCUGGGAAGAAGUGUUUUAAAAGUAACUAUAAUGCAAUGACUUGUGGUAAUGGUACCUCAACUCUAUGAUGGAGCAAAGGAUCGUGUACCCAGAGACCUUUAUUUGUGUCCUUUGCUCCAUCAGAGUUGAGGUACCAUAUCCACAAGUCUUGCAUUAUAGUUACUUUGUUUUAAAGCCUUUCUUCCCAAUAGAAAUUUUAAAGUUUCAUCUCCUAAAUCAGAGUUGUAUUGUAAACUAUACCCCAGGGAGAGAACAUUGUGUUGAGCCAGUCACACUCAAAAUAGAAUACCAGUUAAUUUUCAGAAACUAAAUGUAGACCUUUAUUGCCACUUAGACUGUAAUUUAUUAAAAUUUUUAUUUAUCCUGGAAGAUGGUGAAGCAUUCUGUAGUCGAGAAAGACAAUCAAGUCACCCCAAUAAAACUCUGCAUUCUUUCAUAAGGAGCAACAUAACUGAUUUCUAUACAAAAGUAUUAUUUAUUGACAAUGCAUUAUCAAUAUUUAAUUACGAAAGUAUUUACACAUCCUCUGGGCUGCAGCCUCUCAUUGUAUAAAGACAGGAACUUUAUUGAGAGAUUAGCUCUGACACAGUGUGGCACUGAUGAUCAUGCAGUUGGACGUAUAGGUGAAAGUAUUGUCAGUCAGAAACACAGUACUUCCAAAAGCAAGCUGAUGAAAAAAACAAAAAAAACACAAUAAUCAUCCUUGCUUACAAUUGUGCAUUUAGGUAAAAGCUAAAA